GAAAUCAUAACAACAUGUAGCGUAAAGUAAAACUGUAGUCGUUUUGUUAUAUUCUUUGUUGGUAUAUACAAAUGAAUAAGUACAUAAUUGUGCAAACGUUGUGAGUCAGAGUACCUGACGCUGAGGUGCCCUACAGUAUCAUUUGCUGAUAAGCGGUCGUGAACGCAAAACACUCCAAGGAUUGAUAAGUUUUAAAAUCGAUUUUGUUCCACUAUCAUUGUUAUCUCAUUUAUCUGGGACAUUGGUAAAUCUCGCGAAGUUGAGUUUUUCUUUGGUGUUAUGUCAACAGUCAGAAUUUCUGGGUGUUGUAGAUAUGUGAGCACAACGCGGUUAAUGUGCGCCUGAAAUGUUUGAUUCGUACAGAUUAAAGGAAUGGCUGAGUUUGCCCCUUAUACGGGCUCAUCUCUGCACCUUAGCAGUGGCAUUCAGUUUCAAUAGCACAUGGCGCGUUCCUCGAGAUGCGUUUCGGUAUGGAGGUGUCACUUACGCUCUGGUAUUGUCUGUUGUCAUGGUAACAGUCGCCCUACCGGUAGUUUUGCUACACCUUGCUAUCGGUCAGCUCAGCCAGCAAGAUGCAGUUGGAGUAUGGAGGGCUGUACCAUUCUUUAGAGGUGUUGGUUACUUGAGAAUGCUGGUGUCAUUUUUGGGAUCCGUGUACACCAGUAUUUAUGUGGCCCUGACUGUUACAUAUUUUUUGUACACGUUAAGUAAUUCAAUCCCUUUCUUGGAUUGCAUGGAAUUGAUAACAGAGGAGGAAGACAUUAGAAGAAAUUUGAAUGCGUCUGAAUGUCUGGACGCUACUUUUAUGUCGCCCAUUACCGAGAACCCGGAGUAUUAUUUAGCUGUAGCGUUGAUAAUCGUGGUUUUGUGGAUUGCGUUUCCUUUCAUAUUUUACAGUCCAGUAAAAUUAAUAAAACGAAUAUAUUACGUGUGCGGACCCAUACUGUUGUUGCUAUGUAUCGUAUUAGCCUCCGUGCUUGGAGACAGCGCCAACAUUUCCUCGAUAUUGGCCAGCAACGACUGGAGUAACUUCUUGCACCCGGACAUCUGGCACGGCGCGGUGGUGCAGGCACUCUUGUCCACGCAGAUCGCGGGAGGCUUCCUCAUAUCCACGGGGGAUUCCGUGUACGCUAGCACAAACGUUCAAUGGUCAGCAUUGGUAUUUGUGACAACAAAUAUUCUGGCAAGCUGGACCAGCUUACUGUUUUGGUUUGGUGUGAGUCCUGCAGGAGAUGUCGGGAGAGACACUGGCAUGAUGGCUGUGCUCGUCGAAACUUACCGCACUGCCGAUCGGAAUGGCUUGGAUAUUGUGUGGCCGAUGCUCAUAUUUGCUAUGUUGUUUCUAUCAGGAAUUAUAACAAUGCUUACCUUACUGCUUCCGAUAUACGACCGAUUGCGUCGUGUCGGUGGGGUUAAGUGGCGAGUAGUGUCGUUUGGGGCGUCCAUCGCGGGCGCUGGCGUGUCUCUGGCGGCACUGGCUGGCAGAAUACCGGCGCUCACGCUCAUAGAAGACACCGCGGUUCCAUUCCUGACUAGCGUAGCAACCAUCGUUGAGAUUUUUAGCGUUCAAUUUCAUCUAUGUCCUGGUGUGGGGCUGGUGCGCCGCGCCGGGAAUCAUUGCUCUAUAUUCGUUUGGUGGAGUGCGACGAUAUUUAUCGGCGACCCGGCGUGGACCGAGCCUCCUUGGACGGCGAGCUCUCUCGCGGCAACUACUGCGACUGCCGUCGUCAUCUUCUUAGUCUUCGCUACAGUAUCCAUUUGUAGACAAGUACAAUACGAUUUUAUUGGGAAACUUACUUCAUCAUUCAAACCAUCCCGCCAUUGGGGCCCGCGGGACCCGAUCACCCACUAUUACUGGUUAGCCAGCCGAGAAGAGGCCGACAGGAAUAUGCCAAGAAACAGAUACUACAGAAGACAGCUUGGACAGUUGUCCACGAGGCCUAGCAUCCUGCACGUGCCCAAUGUUACUAACACCAAGCAAAUUACGGAUUUCAAAAGACGAUCGAACUCUGACGAUUGGUUGUACACGGUGUACAGAAAAAAAUACUUAACACAUGUGUUACACGAACAUGUUAGCGAAAGGAGACGGUCGAAGUCCCUCGACUGGGCCGUCUCGAACGUCUUCAAGAGGAAUUCAGAUAUUAUUAGCAUCAGUAAGGACACCAUAGAUCCUAAGGAAACUAAUAAUAAUGUUAUUGAUAGAUAUGUAAGUGACAAUGUUUUGAAAUAAAUGUAAGUACAUGUUUAAA
Molecule: messenger RNA, 2249 nt
Organism: Manduca sexta (tobacco hornworm)
Lineage: Eukaryota; Metazoa; Arthropoda; Insecta; Lepidoptera; Sphingidae
Product: sodium- and chloride-dependent glycine transporter 1
Biological process (GO): sodium ion transmembrane transport
Cellular component (GO): membrane
Source: RefSeq, a predicted model, not a curated record